This is a messenger RNA of Acanthaster planci (crown-of-thorns starfish), 3648 nucleotides long. Its product is annotated as kelch-like protein 24. Lineage: Eukaryota; Metazoa; Echinodermata; Asteroidea; Valvatida; Acanthasteridae. Gene Ontology annotation, molecular function: protein binding. The record is from RefSeq and is a predicted model, not a curated record.
UGGCGAGAUGUUUGAGCACUUUUUAAGUACUAGAUUGAUUGUUGCGCAGUACACGCUAGAAAUUGCCAUGUGUACGUGGUUACGAAUCGACGUCGUCAUUGGUCUGAUAACCACUUCAAGCAAUCACAGGCACAUGAGGAUUUGCUUGUGGGACCAGACUGUAAUCGCUGCAUGCACUUCUCAUCAGCGUAUUAUGCAUGCAUCUCAGAGACUAGCGAGUGAUUGUCAUACUUGUUCAGUAAACUCGCCGAGUGUGAAAAGAAAGCGACUCCUGAAAUUGCCGUCUACGUUGUGAUCGUGACUGAAAUGUGAUCGAGGAAACCUGCAGAUGUUUAUCGCUGCAGUGGAUGGUCGGUCCAAUCAUAGAUCCAGUGAUGGAUCUCUGUUGGCUUUCCCACGUUUGAGACGCAGAAUUGCCAGAAAUGACUGUUUCGUGUUCUGUCCUUCCCGACGCGACAGACAGGACGCUAGCUGGCUUGGCCUACCCGGGGUGAUGUUUACACGCAGACUUAAUGCGGCUGUGCAUUAGACACUUGGGCAAGGGGAAAACACUAACAAGUGACCAAGAAUUGCCAACGUCUGUUCUGGUAGUUUUUGUCAUUUAUAUCUAGAGGGUCAUCUAGUGCAUAACCAUGGGUUGCUGCCACAGUUGCCGUUGCCGCAAGUCCAAGUCGGCCAGCGAGCCCGAGCCAGCAAGCCACUACAUCUACUCGAGCGACCCCAUCCCCGAGAAGAAUCACAUCCCCUUCACGGACAUGCAAAUGCAGAUGACGGGCUCAGAAGACAUUAGCAUCGUCCCUCCUGCUAACGGCAACAUCAAGGACGGCCAAAGCACCAUCGGUUCCACCAAGCCUCGAGGCUCCAACCUUUCCCUUGCUAAGCGAAGCAGUGCCUUCUACCGCUUGAGCAAGCUAGGGAGUGACUUUAGUAUUGGGGAGAGCAUCCGAACUGAUGGAAGUACGUGGACAGUGGCUUCCUCGGUCAACGAACCGAAAGAAGUGGAUGAUCCCAACUACGCUGCUGACGUUCUUACAAAGCUGAAUCGCUUCCGACAUGCCAAGAAAUACACUGACUUUACGAUUUAUGUCGGUGACCUGACUUUCCGCUGCCACAAGGUUGUCCUGUCUGCCACCAGCCGCUUCUUUGCUCUUAAUAUUUGCGACGAGGUCACUGAAGAAGGGGGCAUUAUCAUCAAGCAUGACAUGACACUGAACGAUAUCAGGCCUGAUGUAGUAGGCCUUCUCCUGGACUACAUCUACACUGCCAGGCUCAUGAUCAGCAGUGAGAAUGUUUCGGACCUGCUGACAGCUGCCCAGUGCUUCUACCUGCACUCCGCCGAGCAGGCGUGUCAGGAAUUUCUGGAGAGGCAGGACAACAGGAGCCGGCACUCCAUAACUGACUCGUCCAAAAUCAUGGCAGAAUACACCUUCGAGCAGCCCUACCACGUGAAUGAGAUUCUCCUGGGUCUGAACGACCAGAGAUUUGACAACAAGUUUGUGGACGUCACACUCUGUGCUGGAGAGGAAGAGCUCCCCUGUCAUAAGGUUGUCCUGGCAACGAUUGACUCGGCGAUGGAAGAGAGACUACAGACAGCAGACGAGAAUGGUCACGUUAAGAUAACAGAUGUCAGUGCAGCAGUCAUGAGAAUGAUUGUGAACUAUACUUACACCUCCAAGCUUGAGGUCUGUGAGGAAAAUGCAAAGGAAGCACUGGUGUUGGCCAGCACCCUUCGGCAUGACUCAGCAGUUCGCAAAUGCAGUGAGUUCCUGAAGACAAUGUUAGACCCAUCUAACUGUCUCAGCAUCCAGCGAUCUGCCAGUGGGCCAAGUUGUGAGCUGCUUCACAAGGUAGCAACAAAGUUUGCCCUGAAGAACUUCCGGGAGGUCAUAAAGUAUGAGGAGUUCCUGGAGUUGUCACGGCAAGAACUUGUUGAGUAUCUUGGCGAUGAUAACCUGAAUCUCCUUAGCGAGGAAGAGGCUUACAAAGCCCUGAUCAAGUGGGUCAAGCACGACUUGGAAGCACGGAAGAACCUCCUGGGAUUUGUUUUGAAGAGCAUCCGUCUUCCUUAUUCCUCACCUAAGGUCUUGGAUGCAGUUGCUGAGGACCCAUUGGUGAAGGAGUGUGAAGGAUGCCACGAUCUCAUCCUGGAAGCCAGAGCCAUCCACAUUUUAAUCAGGGAUGGCAAGCAGAUGUUCGACCCAAGAAUGAAGCCCCGCAAGGCCUUCGCUGAUGUGACCUUUGUUGUGGGCGGCCGGAACAAAAACCAGCAGUGGAUACCAGACACCAGUUACUAUGACAACAUCCGCAGGAAGUGGUUCCCAUUGGAGGCAUUUCCAGGGAGCAAUACCGAGUACAAGGUUGUGGCACUGUGCAACGAUGUCUAUGUCAUCAGCGGGCGAUACAGAGAGGGACAGUUGUGCGGGAACGUCUGGAGGUACAACUCGCUCUUUGACGAGUGGACGGAGGUGGCACCCAUCCACCUCCCGCGAGUUGCUCAUGGCGUUGGGGUCCUCCAGGACCUGAUCUACGUGGUGGGGGGUCGGGUGGACAAAUCCAAUGAGCCUCUCCAUGAGGUGGAGAGAUACUGCCGCCAGACUAACCAGUGGAAGAAGAGCGAAUCCAUGACCUACGGGGUGCUCAAUCCUGUUGUCACAUCACACAGCCGGCGGCUCUAUGUCGUUGGAGGACUGAGCGAGGAGGGACAGGUCCUUGUUCAGUGCUUUCACCUGGACAAGAACGCCUGGACUGUCAUAAAGGAUGUCAGUCUGCCCUUCGAGCCACGCUUUGGGGCGACCGUGAAAAGCAAGAUCUACUUAGUGGGAGGCAAGACAGAAUACCAGGUCCAAGUCUACAAUCCCAACAAGGGUGAAGACAAGAUGAUCGGGGAAAUGCAGCACGCUGAAGGCCAUGCGAGGGAGCUGUACUCGGCCACGGUUACCAACCGCAAGAUUGACGUCACAGGUGGUCAGUGGACAGUGGGCACAGUGGAGGAUGCCCUGACCAUUGCCACAAACAGCGUGGAGCAGUAUGACCCAAUAACCAACGAGUGGACGGUGCUCGGACCAAUGCCAAGGGCAUUGACCUAUCAUGGCUGUGUGACCAUCAAGAUGUACAUCGGCUUGCCCAAAGGAACAGACAGCUGGUUAAACAACAAGAAGUCCUACCAAAUAGGCCGCAAGUAAAGACAACAAAAGUAUCCUCUUUGAAAAUAUGUUUCAUUCACCCAGAAUAAGGCCAAAAAAAAAAAGUCAGUCUCUGGUCAGCACGCGCGUCGUUUUUUAACGUAUGCGUCAGUGUUUUUUUCCCCAUUUUUUCUCAAAAUUUUCGAAGCAGCGCCCUGUAUUUCCGCACCGCAUGAAUGUUCAGGAGUAGACUGAUUCCUGGCCACAAGUCCGAAGGGCAAUUUGUUCAAGGAACCAGACUAAUUCGUGGAAAGCUCGUACCCGGUGAUAGAUCCGUUUCGACUGCAUAAUGUUGAUGUCAAACACAGACAGUAGACCAUGGAUAGGUGACAAAGUUGCAGCCAGCUGGUUAACAACAACGGCGGCAUUACAUGCGACAUGCUACUACUAGCCGUUGCUCUUUGAUUAAAUAUGCCACUCAUUUCCGUGUCUGCUGCCAGUCUUCAAAAGCCAACCCCACCCCCCC